UUGGAACAUACAUUAUUACAACGAAUGAAGCAAAAACCAAAACAAAUAAAACAUAGUGAAAAAAAUGAUUUUGAAUAUUCAACUCCAAAAUCUCAAUAUUCAUCAGCUCCCUUUUCUCGCUCACCAGAUUUAUCACCUAUUCCAAAUGCUUACUUACGAGAUAGACAGACAGAAUUUAACAACUAUAGUAAUAUUGGUGUUGAUAGUGAACAAAAAACUCAUGAAAAUGACAUGUUGUAUGACAAUGUUGUGGAACUACUUAGAAACAUUCCCGGAUUUGACAAUGUCAGUGACUUUGAUAAAUCUAAGAUCGAAGAUUUAAUAAAAACACUGAAUUCUAUUAGGAACAGUGACGACGUACAUGCUGAAAAUCUAGCUAAAGAUGUAAUAAAUGAUUUUAUUGAAAGUCUCUCUAAGGAUAAAGGAACUUUGAUUCUGCCUAAAGAUCGUAAAUUACUAGAGCGAUCAUUAUUACAACAAACACUACAGCAGACAAAAAAGACGAAAGAAAAUAGCUUUGAUCUUUCAUCUUCGAAAGGAUUAGAACUUUCUGGAAUUUCACUGGACUUGUCAUCUAUCCGUAAUAUUUCUUUACAUGACGAACAAACAAAAUUAAACGAAUAUUUGAACACGCUCAAUAAUGUGCUUGAUUCUUGGAUCAAAAGCCUAGAAUUAAAGAUAGACAUACCCACACAAAAGAAUGUGGUCAAUAAUUUAGCCUCAGAAAUAUUUGAGAGGCAAAAAUAUUUGGAACUAUCCAGUAAGAAAAAAUCAGAUACUUAUGAGAUGGAACUUCUCAAGUAUCAAAUUUUUAGAAGAUUAAAUAAAUUUAAUUUGAAAAAUUUACCAGAAAUACUUACGAGAGUAAGUGAUCUCUAUAAGCAUAUUGCAGCAAUAGACAACAAUUCUUAUAAUGGAUCUAAUUUAACUAGAAGAACAAGUAACCUAGUUAAUAAUCUUAAGACAUGGCUUGAAAACAUUACUCACGAUGCUGCUAGAACAAAUAUCAAACCGUAUUCUGACGAAAUAUUUCAGGAUUUAGCAAACAAAUUAACCGAUCUUGAUUAUUCAAAUAAUUAUUUUUCUUUGAAAAAUGAAAUACUGGAAUGGCUUCCCAAAAUAUUUACAAACUUAGACAAAAGUACGAUGAAUAACUUUGCUGACUCAUUGAUAAGUCACUUAAUAAUUAAUAUAGCUAAGCAAUCUGGUACUAACACAGGAUCCAUGUAUAGAUCAAUGUUAAGGUCUACGACAUCUGGUACCUUGCCGUCUUUUAACUUAUCGGCUAGCGAUGAUAUAAAUAUUUUAGAUUUAUAUAAAGAGAGACUAGUUGAUGCUUUCAUAAAUCUACAUUAUUUUGCAGACGAUAUGGAGGCAUUGGAAAAAUUUAAAAGCAAAUUGCAUGACGAAGUUAAUAAAUUUUGUAAUGAAUAUUUAAAAAAAUAUCCUGAAGCUCCACUAAGUCCUGAAGAUUUAAGUAAAAAGCUGUAUAUUGCUUUGAGAAAUGUAACAAUACCAGAUAUUGAAAUGAUAAGACCCGAACUUGAACAAGUUCGAUUAAAAGCAGAAAUAAUUGAUUGGCUUCAAACCGUGCCAAUUGAUAAAUCCAAAAUUACGGAUCCGCAAUUAACUGAUCUGGUGUCUGGCUUAGCAAAACGACUUCACCAAAUAGAACACGAUAAACAUCUCGGACAAAACAAACAAAAGGAAAUGAAAAAUGAAAUAAUUAAAUUGUUACAAGUCUGUGGUAUUAACGAUGGCGAUAAAAUUGACCAACAUGCUGAUGUUUUAAUGGAUAAACUGAAAUCUACUGAUAAAUCCCGGAAGAUGAAUAUUUCUAAUAUUGGCAAACAUGGCGUCAAUAUCACAUCGCAAGUCCCACCGUGUGGUCUCACUUGUGAGGACAGAGCUCAUUUAGAACGAAUUAGGAAACGAUCAAAUGUUUUCAAAGACGAGAUAAACAGGGAUGUAUGUGCAAGAUGUCCUUUGAGAAAGUCCGAAAUUCAUACUGAGAUAAAUAAUAGAUUAGAAAGUACCGGUCAAACAAUUCCUUCAAUACGCGCAACAUGUGAUAAAGGCGUAUCGCCACAAGUGAUCAUUGAAGAUCACCAUUGGGAUUCCUCUAGAUCCAGUAUGAGUCAAACUAAAGGUCCUCUCUGUACAUGUGAUAAAGGAUCGGAAACGGAGCCUCAAAUGAUAAGAACACCUGAAAGAUUUGAAGACACGUAUUUGAAUAAAACUUUCCCCCAAAGAACACGAGAUAAAAUAAUAUGCAUUAAUAGCAAAUAUAAUUUAGAGGGAAUAAUUCAGUCAAGUAGACCACAGAAGCGUGGUUUGCCUGAACAUAGAUGCAGCAUGUGCAAACGUAUGUUCCCUUGUGAGGUUGUAGAGUCAGGAAGGAGAUUUUACUGCGAUGAUUGUGCACAACGAAGAUACUCGAAAUGUAGACGAAGACAUUGCAAUUUUAGGCAACAGAACUACAGACCUAGAACUGAAUCCUGUUUGAAAUAUUGCUCAAAUUGCUCUAGUGCUUGUCCUUAUCCGACUCAUUUGUUUUUUGGAAAAGACAUUUGAUAAAUCCAAUUGUACCCUGUAACUGCGAGUUGUGUUUGUAAACAUUUAUAGUCUAUUUUAAAAGUGCUUUUUCGGCAAACUUAUUUUAACAGUCUCGGAAAAUUAUGGGAACAUUAUUCAUUGAUACAACAAUUAGUCGUAAAUAUAAUUUGUAAAAAAAAUCAAGUCUCCAAAGCAAAAGUAUUGAUUUUUGUCUCCCAAACUUUCAAACUCAUUGCUCAUAUUUAUCCAUAACUGCUAUAAAAUUGUAAAAAAAGCACAUAUGUGAUGUGAAUCCAUUUGUGGUUGUUUAAGUGAUAGUAAUAAUUGUGUUAUUGUCACCGUGAUAAUUAUUAUACCUAUUAGGUUCUCAAAUGUACAAUUGUUAUAAUAUACACCUACAGUUUAUUACGGAGUAUCAUUGUAUACGGUUCAUUACAUCGUUGUUCUUCUUAGCAUAAUGUAGGUGUUUUUUAAAAUGCAGACUUUUUCAAAAUAUAAUUUGCAAAAACAUUUAAGCCCACCUAAUUGAACAAACAAUAAGACCAUUCUUUAUUGUUGUUUAAGUGAAAAUCCAAAUCUAUUUUAUAGCUUUCAAGGAAUGUAAACGAGCGAGAACGAGAAAAACAAGACCUUAAGCUCAAAGCAGCUUUUCGCAUGCUAUAGUGCAGUUUGCAUCAGGCGAGCGAAAAAUUAAUGUAGAUGCGCCUGUAAAAUAGGAUAUGCUUGGGGGUGUGCUUUUUAAUUGUAUGCAGAAUAGGUAUUGACAUGAAUGCAUGAUGGAGUACCAAAUAUAGGGGAACCUGUUGUACCUUGACCCCCGUUGUACCUAGUGCCACUUAGAUUUUUUAAAUGUUCGCACUUUUUUUUCGUUUCUUUGUCUAUAACAUAGUGCACUUUGACAAAACUGAUCAACAUGAAGUUAGUUGCAGGCGGCCAUUGCAUCGAGUUUGCAUGGGAGAUCAGUUUAACGUUUUCGUCGCAAAAAAGUAAAAUGCCUCGUAGCACAUAAAGGGAAUCCUAUUUCUAAAACUAAUUAAAGAAAAACAAUUCUCAUUAAGAGGGGCUGCCAAAAAGUUUAACUUGUCAAGAUCUACUUUAAAGAGGCAUUAUGAAGACUGCUUCAAGACUGGUAAAGGUGCGAGCGACCUUCAUGAUAAUUUAGCCGUAAAAAAGUUUUUGCAAGUGACGAACAGGUGCCAAUACCAAUGGUUAGAAAAGUAAAAAAUAAAAAGUCCAAAAAAAAAAACUAAUUCCAAGAGGAAAUAUUACUCAGUCCCUGAAAUGAAUAGAUACUCGGAGUUUAUUGAUUAAUUAAGAUAUGUUUAGUCCAUAUAAUAUAUCCAUAUAAUAGUCAUUACAAAGAGAAUAAAGACUUGUUGCUAAUGUGAUUAAAAUGUUUAAGUUAGGUGUUACGAAAAAGACUGAUUUUAUUGAUAUAUAUUCUAUUAAUUGAUAUGUCAUAGAUAUUAGAUAAGCUUAUAAAGAUAUUAAGAGACCUUUAAAUAAUAAAAAUGUGAUAUUUGUCG
This is a messenger RNA of Bicyclus anynana (squinting bush brown), 4082 nucleotides long. RefSeq lists its product as uncharacterized. Bases 25 to 2574 code for a protein of 849 amino acids. The record is from RefSeq and is a predicted model, not a curated record. Lineage: Eukaryota; Metazoa; Arthropoda; Insecta; Lepidoptera; Nymphalidae. The transcript has 2 exons.